Salarias fasciatus (jewelled blenny) is the source of this 2391-nucleotide messenger RNA. RefSeq lists its product as uncharacterized. The record is from RefSeq and is a predicted model, not a curated record. The coding region runs from base 82 to 1560 and encodes 492 amino acids. NCBI's taxonomy places the organism in Eukaryota, Metazoa, Chordata, Actinopteri, Blenniiformes, Blenniidae. The transcript is spliced from 4 exons. Gene Ontology annotation, molecular function: GTP binding.
GCCAUCGACACAGCAGCCUGUCUGAAGCCCAGCUGUGCUGGAGGGUUGUAUUUGUUGUGAUUUACUCUUCACUGGAGAAAGAUGGGUAAUAAAUACAGCUACCCGGUUUAUUUUGAAGGUGGCAGAGGCAGACUGUCCAAGGAGCAGAAGAAGACAAUUAGAUCUUAUUUCCAGAGCAAACCCAAAUCAGGUGGAGGAAAGUGUUCACCUGUGGAGGAAGUGUCAGAAAACAUCUACAGGACUGCUUUCAGACGUCGAGAAGAUCAACAGUCGGUGCUGCAGCAGACUCAGCAUGUCAUACAGCUUGGAAAAGACAGUCUGACAUUGUCUGUCAGGGAAAGUCCGGACCCUCAAACCUCUGGACACACCACCUCCUCCACCCCCUCCUCCACCUCCUCCUCCACCUCCACCAGUCCAGCCCAGGUCUUCAAGUCUUCUCAAGACGAGAUUGAUCAAAACCAGGUUCAAGAGUCAAAGCGGAUCGUCCUGCUGGGAAAAACUGGCUGUGGGAAAAGCAGCCUCGCUAACAUCAUACUUGGACAGGACUUGUUCACUGCACAUCAUUCUUCUGUUUCUGGAACUGCCACAUGUCAAUCUGAAACCAGAGAUGUCAGUGACAGAAAGAUCACUUUGGUCGACACGCCUGGUUUGUUUGAUACAGAAAAGACAGAGGAAGCUUUGAAGCCUGAGAUCAUGAAGUGCAUUACAGAGUGUGCUCCUGGAAUUCACGCCUUUCUCAUCGUUCUGAGAGUUGAGAGAUUCUCAGAGCAGGAGCAAGCUGUCAUCAGCAGAAUAUGUGAGUAUUUCUCUGAAGAUGCUCUCAAACACGCCGUGGUCGUCUUCACUUUCGGCGACCAGUUAAAUGAACGGAAGAAAAUCGAGGAGUUCAUCAGUGAGAAUCAAAAGCUGAGAGACCUGGUAAAGAGGUGCGGCAGCCGGUGCCAUGUCUUCGACAACAAAUACUGGAAAGACAACACGCUGCAGAACGACUACAAGAGCAACCACUUCCAGAGGGAAGAGUUACUGAAGACCAUCGACAAGCUAACGGUGGAAAGAAACGGCCAAUGCUACACCAACAACAUGCUGCAAGCUGUGGAGAGAGAAAUCCAGAGAGAGGAGCAGCAAAUCAGGCAAUCAUCUCCAGAAGACCUGCCACCAGAGGAGAUCAGAAACCAGGCCAGACGCCACGUGGCCAACAGAUUUCUGAUUGAACUGGCCGGGGUCACAACGGGGGCUUUGUUGGGAGCUUUUUUUGGCAUGGCGGCUCUGGUUACAUUAGUUACAAUGGCUGUGACACAAAUAUCUCAAACAAAAAACCUUGUAAAAGAAGUUAAUGGGUUAAUAGGAGUGUCAGCAGUAGUGUCGGCAUCUGCAGCAGUGUCGGCAGGAGGGUUUGCAGCAUUAGCUGUCGAAGCAGCUGCCGUAGUCUCGGCUGCAGCAGGGGGACUCGUGGGUGGUGCUAUUGGAUAUGAAGCAGCUAAGGAAGCAGAGACAGUGUUGGAUGCAGUGAAAAAGGUGAAGGAAGCUUUAACAGAAAGAAGAAAUGUAAUGCUGUCUUAAGAAGAUAUGCUUUGAGAAGGUCACACAAGAAAGGCUGAAAGAAAAGACGUUCAUACUGACCCACCUCACUUCUUUAGGUUAGACACAGCCACGUCAUAAACAUUACAUGUCCACAUCUCACCAGUUAUUUAGUUUAAAAUUCAUUAAUUUAUUUUCCUCAGUCUUCCACUGUUUAAAUGGAGCACACAAAUUUCCACAUUGAAAGAUUACCAUCAUGUUUUCUGUUUGUAUCAAUUAUUCUUUCUUUUUGAGUUACCCUGCUGGUGAGAGGUUCCAUCCUUGAGACCAGAGGAUCUUCAUAAUCUUGAUUCAGAAUAAGAGAAAUAUGUUUUUGUUACCACCGGGCCACACGAGGGUGCAGUGGUUAGCGCUCGUGCCUCACAGCAAGAAGGUCCUGGGUUCAAAUACCGGCCUUUCUAUGUAGAGUUCGCAUGUUCUCCCUGUGUGUGUGUGUGUGUUCUCUCUGAGUACUCCAGCUUCCUCCCACGGUCCAGAAACAUGCCAGUCAGGUUAAUUUGUCACCCUAAAUUGCCCCUAGGUAUGAAUGUGUGAGUGAAUCAUUUUAUGUCUGUACAUAUGUCAGCCCUGAGACAGACUGGCGACCUGUCCAGAGUUUACCCCGCCUUCGCCCACUGCAGCUGGGAUCGGCUCCCACGACCCCGAGAGGGGAGAAGCGGUAGAAAAUGAAUGAGUCAUAGAUUGUAAAUAUAAUGACAGAGCUUCCGUGACGUCACCCAUAGAGUUCCAUAAUCCCGUUCUGAAGACUUCAGCGAGUCCAGCAGGACGUCUCCACAUUGAAUAUUUGAAACCUGAUGUAAAUGUGAUUGGUCC